AUGGUCAAGUCAAACCACGCCGCCCCCUUACAGAUCAGGCUCACAGAGCCCGUCAUCUUUCUUCGUGGGCCGUCAACGGGCACCGACUUUCGUGGUCGUCCACAACAGGCCCCUCGCGAUGGCCAGUUGGCAAUGUGCGCCAAAGUGGCUACGACUAACUCGGAACCCACAGGCAUUGGGCCCCGCCGCACAGAUACAUUCGAGGAGACGCCCAUCAUCUCGGAGACAACCACGUUCUUCUCGGCGGCAGAUGGCAUCGCGACCAAGUCGACCCGACGAUCACACUCGCUCGGCCCUGGUGCCAUCUCCCAGUACGACCUCGACGCCGACGACCAGGAUGACUAUGGGUUUGGCGACUCGCAUGUGGAACCCGAUCGAGGACGCCCUCCUCCACGCAGUGCCAGUGUGUUGCCAUCGAACCCAGACGACUGGAUGACAUGGCACCGCGACGGCUACUCUCGUCCGCCCAGCCCGGAGAGGGGCGACCGGGGUGCGCCUUCUCGCCAAGACAGUGCCCUCUCCCUGUCCAAUCUGCGAAACCUGGAGCGCGAACGUGGUCCAUCGCCAGCGUACAGCCCGACAUAUACGCCUUUGCUGUCGGCCAUCUCGGGAUCCGGUCUGCCUCGCCCCUCUUCGCUUCGUGAGGUGACCUCGCUUGUCCCGCAGCGUGAUCCCUUGUCUCCCAUCGCAUCAGCCAACGUCUCUUCUCGCGGCACUUCCGAGCGCGACGCCAGCACGGACACUGAAGCCCGAGUCCGGCACCCACAUGGCUCCCACCUCGCAGAAACGGCUUUGGCAGAGGGCGUGGAAUGGGAUCCAGCCACGACCACACCUUCAGGAGGCCACCCCGAGGAGCCCAUUGUUUUUGCGCCGGUGGAGGACCCUGGACCCCCACUGAACACCGCCAUUCGAUUCCAGACAACACAGUUGCCUCCUCACCCGUCUUCGCCUGAUGCCGUCACCACGCCUACGCCCGGAGCGCCCCUGGCCCUGCACAAUAGUCGCGCUGCCUCGCUUCGAACCAUCGACUCGGCCGUGUCCUCCAACUCUGGGCGCAGCGCGCAGGGCGUCGUCUCCGAGUAUCACCCUGUGUCGUCGGCCAGUCAGCCGGUCCCUACCGCCGUCUCAACACCCGCCAACGAGACACCGCCAGGUGGUUCGUCGCCGUACGGUCGCGGAUCACCAGCUGCGUCUGGUCCUCCUUCCGUGGCCGACGGCGUCGAGGGGUCGUCCCACCGUCGGUCCAGCGGACUUCGGCCAGGCUCGAAUCCCUCGGCGGGCCCAAGCCCUCGCACGUCUGGGGAUAUCCCAGAAGUGAUACAGGGUCGCACUACACCCGGCUCGUCAUCAGUAAUUAUCAACCAUGGCGCCCCCCACAGCCCGAGCCCCGGCUCGUCCGAACCGCCAUUCGCCAGCUCCAACGGCUCAAUGACCGAUGAGCGCGGACGCAAGCCCAACCACCAUCACCACCACAAGUUUAGCAUUGCAGCGGCACUGCGCGGCUUGAGCCAGGAUGUCAAGGACCGCGUCCGGAGCCACAGCCGUCCCACCAGUCGCCCUGCCAGCCGAGCUAGCAGCCGCACUCGUGCAGAGACGCCGAGCAACGCUCCAUACCAUCAGGACAACAGCUCGGUGUCGAUCCCAAUGUCACAGUCGAGCUCCAGCACUGCUGCAACGACUGCCCACCGUGCCGCAGUGGACGACUUUCACACGUACGGCCGUGGUGGAGCAGGGCGUCGUAGCCGUUCUGUCGACAAGGCGGGAUCAUCUAGGAGCCCAGCUCCUUCGACGGUCGACGACCGCGGCCGCAGCAGGCACAGGAUGAAGGCUCUCGCAGACGUCUUGGGCAUGGCCGAGGAUGGCAACGACCACGAAGAGGUGCACAACUGGAAGGAGUUCCGCAAGGGCGUGUACAACUAUCCGAUCUCGUUCUCGAUCCCGACCGGCGCACCACCCAGCAUUACCUGCGAGUUUGGCAGCGUCGUGUACAAGCUCAAGGCGACUGUCGUCCGUGCCGGUGCCCUCACAACCAACCUCACCGAGGACAUGGAUGUCACGAUGAUUGCCGGUCCUCAGGAAGAUGACAUGGAGGAGACGGACAAUGUCAUUGUCGAGCGCCAGUGGGAGGAGCAAAUGCGCUACCAGAUUGCGCUGAGCGGCAAAGCGUUCCCGAUCGGUGGCACCAUCCCAAUGAGCAUUCGCCUGAUGCCAUUGAUGAAGUGCAAAAUCUAUCGCCUGACCGUUGCCUUGGAGGAGAAAUCCGACUACUUCGCCGCAGGUCGCAAAGUGGCACGACACGAGACCCCGCGCCGGUUCAUCCUGUUUGCGGCCAAGAACCCCGAUCCGCACAACAAGAAAGAGCGUCCCGAGCCUCUGCUCCCCAUCCUGUCCGAGUCCAUGACCGCCGUCAAGGACUCUCCUCUGGCCGAACUGGCACGCAACGCCGCACUCAACAACCCGCGCGAGUUUGCCGAGUUUUCCAACCCCGAGGACGAUGUCUACGCUUCCCUUCUCGACCCAUUGGGUCCAUGGCACCUGGAAAAGGACCUCCAUGUGCCCGACUGUGUCACUCGCAUCAAGUUUACCACCAAGCACGAACAUACCAACAUUGCAGUCGCGCAUUGGCUCAAGGUGACGAUCCGUGUUGAGCGUGGAGACGACGCUGCGGUCGACUCCAAGGGCCGCCGCAAGCAGUUUGACAUUAUCAUUGAGACACCCAUCAAGAUUCUCGACUGCCGUGUCAACCCCCAGUACAACUCGUUGCCUUCGUACGAGCGCGUCGGCGUCGACCUGACGGCCCUGGGCAAUGGCUGCUCGAUCCAUGCCAAGACCAACAACAAUGGCAGCUCCAACGUUAUCCCCAAGAAUGUUCUCGUGGGAGCCACCCAGGCCGGCCAUAUUGUGCACGGCAUCUUGGACAGCACGCUGCACCACCACAGCGGGCCAGAGCAGCAUACUUCGUCGCCCUUGCUCUCCCCAGAGAUGGCCCUGCCAGGCCACAGCAGCGCCCAAGCCCACGCCGAGCACGAGGACACUCUUCUGGAACGCAACAUUGUGUACGACCGUCUCAUGAGCGGCCAAGAGACCGAGACGGGCGAGGAGCCGCCGAGCUACGGCGAAGCAGUCGCGUCCGCCAUCCGCUCGGCGCGCUCGGCGUCCCGUAUCCCGCACGGCAGCCGGAGCACCAGCGCAGCGGCCAGCACAUCGCAGAGCCGCAGCAAUUCCCGCGCACCCAGUGUCCGGGCUAGUCCUUCUGGCAGCCGCAGCCGCAGCCGCGCGAGGAUGUAUAUUGAGGACUGA
This is a messenger RNA of Apiotrichum porosum, 3300 nucleotides long. RefSeq lists its product as uncharacterized. The record is from RefSeq and is a predicted model, not a curated record. NCBI's taxonomy places the organism in Eukaryota, Fungi, Basidiomycota, Tremellomycetes, Trichosporonales, Trichosporonaceae. Gene Ontology annotation, molecular function: protein-macromolecule adaptor activity; ubiquitin protein ligase binding. The coding region runs from base 1 to 3300 and encodes 1099 amino acids. The transcript is spliced from 3 exons. Gene Ontology annotation, biological process: ubiquitin-dependent endocytosis. Gene Ontology annotation, cellular component: cytoplasm; cytosol; plasma membrane.